Oncorhynchus nerka (sockeye salmon) is the source of this 10612-nucleotide messenger RNA. Its product is annotated as cadherin EGF LAG seven-pass G-type receptor 1-like. Gene Ontology annotation, molecular function: calcium ion binding; G protein-coupled receptor activity. Gene Ontology annotation, cellular component: plasma membrane. NCBI's taxonomy places the organism in Eukaryota, Metazoa, Chordata, Actinopteri, Salmoniformes, Salmonidae. The transcript has 38 exons. The record is from RefSeq and is a predicted model, not a curated record. Bases 189 to 9503 code for a protein of 3104 amino acids. Gene Ontology annotation, biological process: homophilic cell-cell adhesion; cell surface receptor signaling pathway; G protein-coupled receptor signaling pathway.
CCAUUUUGUAGUCAUUUAAACUUGUCCGUGGAAUAAUGUGACUGCGCUCUGUGGAUACUAUGGAUAUACGUGUGUUUUCCACUUCAAAACUUCACCAUGAAGGAUAAAAGAAAAAGGGACAGGGAUAGUUAAUGUUUUUGUGGAGGUGUUUCGAUGAGGUUGAAUGGGAUUUGUUGGAGUUUUAAACCAUGGAAUUACCGAUGAAUUGGAUCUGGGUUUGUGUUCUAUUCAACGUGCCCUUGCUGGGAUGUUUCGAGCUACACCUUUCGGAGACGUUACAAACUGGGACCGUUUUGGCAAAUUUGUCCCUGGGGCCCGGUUGGACUUACAAAAUCGACAGGACUUUAACUCCUAAAUACAUUCAGAACUUUUUACAAGUGGAAUGGCAAGAAGGAGCUCUCCGUAUGUACCGAAAAGUGGAUUGUGUGCGCUUAUUGAGGAACCCAGUGCCUGUCUAUAUCAGGAUAGGGUCGUUGACGUCUGAGAAUUUUGUUUUGACACAUUUCAAUACAUUUGUACACGGACAGGACUGUUUUAUCAAAUACAAGAGAAAGAGCACAAUAGGUAAGCCCGACAUUCACAUCAAUUACUUUUCCAAACUGGAAGCAACUUCCUGCUUAUCCGCGGGUCAUUUGCUUGUGAAUGUAACAGAACUUUUGCCUGCGUUUUCGCGAAAUACCACUUUUUCUGCCUCCUGUACUACUGUAAAAGAUUUGAGGGCAGUUUUUAAACAUGGCAAUAUAUUGCUGGACGACAAAUACUGUUUGGGUGAAGGAGAGCUGAGUGAGGUACAUUUGUAUUGUACACUGCUUGCUCUGAGUGACCCGCGCGUCCGCAUCUCUGUGCGCGUGAGGUUGCGGUUGGUGACAGUGGUUGAGGGAGAAACCCAUGAGGAGCACACACCAUCACCAUCACACACCAUCCAGAUUGUGCCUGGCAAAUGGAACCACCGAAAACGGAGAAAUGUGAACACACCUCCCCAGUUUCAGCUCCCCAACUACCAGGUGUCUGUUCCCGAGAAUGAACCAUCAGGGACCCGUGUCAUCACACUGAAGGCCACUGAUCCGGAUGAUGGAGAGGCCGGGAGAAUAGAGUAUGGAAUGGAGGCCCUCUUUGACAGCAGAUCCAACGACUUUUUUGUAAUAAACCACCAGACAGGUGCUAUUACAACAGUGCAGCCUUUAGACAGGGAGGUCAAAGACACACACGUCUUCAAAGUAAUGGUAACAGACAACGGCUCCCCUCGGCGCUCAGCCACGUCUUAUCUCACCGUGACGGUCAGCGACACCAACGACCACGGCCCGGUGUUCGAGCAGACUGAAUACCGGGUAACCAUACGGGAGAAUGUAGAGGUGGGCUUUGAGGUCAUGACCAUAAGAGCCACAGACGGGGACGCACCCUCCAAUGCCAAUAUGGUCUAUAAAAUAGUCAAUGGCGGCGGAGUGAACGCUGGUUUUGAGAUCGACCCACGCCACGGGCUAGUGAGGAUCAGAGAGCGGCCCGACAGAGAGACCAUGUCCCAGUACCAGCUGAUCGUGGAAGCCAACGACCAGGGGAAAGACCCUGAACCCCGGAGCGCCACGGCCACCGUCAACAUCUCUGUGGAGGACGAGAACGACAACUACCCCCAGUUCAGUGAGAAACGUUACGUGGUCCAAAUCCCUGAGAACGUGGCCGUCAACUCUAAAGUCACUCAAGUCGAGGCCACGGACAAAGACGAGGGAAACAACGCUAAGGUCCAUUACAGCAUCAUCAGUGGCAACGUGAAGGGACAGUUCUACAUACACUCUCCCACUGGGGUCAUCGAUGUCAUUAAUCCCUUGGAUUACGAGAUGAUUAGGGAGUAUAAUUUACGGAUUAAAGCUCAGGAUGGUGGCAGGCCUCCGUUUAUCAACGGGACUGGGAUGGUGGUGGUCCAGGUGGUUGACGUAAAUGAUAACGCUCCUAUGUUCGUCAGCACGCCGUUCCAAGCCACUGUGCUGGAGAAUGUGGCCAUUGGCUACUCGGUAAUCCACAUCCAGGCAAUAGAUGCUGAUUCUGGGAAUAAUGCACGUCUAGAGUACCGUCUCACUGACACCUCCCCUGGUUUCCCCUUCACCAUCAACAAUAGCACUGGGUGGAUCACAGUCGCCGCAGAGCUCGACAGGGAAACCACAGAGUUCUAUACCUUCGGCAUGGAAGCGAGGGAUUGUGGGAUACCUGCGAUGUCAUCCUCGGCCAGCGUGAGCAUCACGGUCCUAGAUGUGAACGACAACAUCCCGACCUUCACAGAGAAGGUGUAUUCUCUGAAGAUUAAUGAGGAUGCUGUGGUGGGGACCAGUGUGUUGACAGUGACAGCCAUCGACAGGGAUGUAAAUAGCGUCGUAACCUAUCAGAUCUCUAGCGGCAACACCAGGAACCGUUUCGCCAUCACCAGUCAGAGUGGAGGUGGGCUCAUCACCUUGGCGUUACCCUUAGACUACAAACAGGAGCGCCAGUAUGUCUUGACGGUGACUGCGUCAGACGGCACGCGUUAUGACAUGGCACAGGUGUUCAUCAACGUCACGGAUGCCAACACGCACCGUCCUGUGUUCCAGAGCGCCAACUACCAGGUGACGAUUAGCGAGGACCGGCCCAUUGGGUCCACCGUGGUCGUCAUCAGUGCCACCGACGAAGACACGGGUGAAAACGCUCGCAUCACGUACAUCAUGGAGGACAACGUCCCCCAGUUUAAGAUCGACCCCGACACGGGCGCCAUCACCACCCAGAUGGAGAUAGACUACGAGGACCAGGCAUCGUACACAUUAGCCAUCAUCGCCAGGGACAACGGCAUUCCUCAGAAGUCCGAUACGACCUAUGUGGAGAUAAUAAUCCUGGAUGCCAACGACAACACACCUCAGUUCCUACGGGACAUGUAUCAGGGAACUGUAUUCGAGGACGCACCCAUUUACACCAGCGUGCUCCAGAUAUCUGCCUCCGACAGGGACUCCGGGUCCAACGGACGGCUGAGCUACACCUUCCAGGGUGGAGAUGAUGGGGAGGGGGACUUCUUCAUCGAGCCCUACUCUGGCAUCAUCAGAACAGCCAGGAAGCUAGACAGAGAGAACGUGCCUGUGUAUACCCUGAAGGCCUUCGCUGUGGAUAAGGGGAUUCCUCCUCUCAAAGCAGCGGUGGACAUCCAGGUGUCUGUGCUGGAUAUCAACGACAAUGCGCCUGUGUUCGAGAAGGACGAACUGUUUAUCUACGUAGAGGAGAACAGUCCCGUCGGUUCCGUCUUGGCUCGGAUCAGCGCCACCGAUCCAGACGAGGGAACCAACGCUCAGAUCAUGUACCAGAUCGUGGAGGGGAACAUCCCUGAGGUCUUCAAAUUGGACAUCUUCAAAGGCGACCUCACCGCCCUCAUGGACCUCGACUACGAGUCUAGAACCGAGUUUGUCAUUGUGGUCCAGGCCACGUCCGCUCCGCUCGUCAGCCGUGCCACUGUCCACAUCCGUUUAGUCGACAUCAAUGACAACGACCCGGUUCUGCAAAACUUUGAGAUUAUCUUCAACAACUAUGUGACCAACAAGUCCAAUAGUUUCCCCUCAGGGAUCAUAGGGAAGGUGCCUGCCCAUGACCCGGACGUGUCGGAUAAACUCCACUACAGCUUUGAGUCAGGGAAUGAGCUGAACCUACUGGUGCUGAAUGCAGACACGGGGGAACUAAAGCUCAGCAGAGACCUGGAUAACAACAGACCUCUAGAGGCCCCCAUGACUGUCUCUGUCUCAGACGGAAUCCAUCAGGUCACAGCUCUGUGCACCCUGCGUGUCACCAUAAUCACAGACGACAUGUUGACCAACAGCAUCACGGUGCGCCUGGAGAACAUGUCUCAGGAGCGCUUCCUGUCCCCUCUGCUGUCCCUCUUCCUGGAGGGUGUGGCAGCCGUGCUCUCCACCAGCCGCCAGGCCGUCUUUGUGUUCAAUAUACAGAACGACACAGACGUGCGGGGCGCCAUCCUCAACGUGACCUUCUCGGCGCUGCAGCCAGGGGGUCCCCCAGGGAGGUACUUCCCCUCCGAGGAGCUGCAGGAGCAGAUCUACCUGAACCGCACCCUGCUCCGGCUAAUAUCAUCACAACAGGUGCUUCCCUUCGACGACAACAUCUGCCUGAGGGAGCCGUGUGAGAACUAUAUGAAGUGUGUGUCUGUGCUGAAGUUUGACAGCUCCCCGCCCUUCAUCUCCUCCGACACGGUGCUGUUCCGGCCCAUCCACCCCAUCAACGGUCUGCGCUGCCGCUGUCCUGCAGGCUUCACCGGGGACUACUGCGAGACGGAGAUAGACCUCUGCUACUCAGGACCCUGCAGGAACAACGGGAAGUGUCGCAGCCGAGAGGGAGGCUAUACCUGCGAGUGUCAAGAAGACUUCACUGGCGAGCAGUGUGAGGUGAACGCCCGGUCGGGGCGAUGUGUCCCAGGGGUGUGUAAGAACGGGGGGAAAUGUGUGGACCUGCUGGUGGGGGGGUUCAUGUGCCAGUGUCCCCCGGGAGAGUACGAGAAGCCUUACUGUGAGAUGACCACCAGGUCCUUCCCUGGUCGGUCCUUCAUCACCUUCAGAGGACUGCGACAGAGGUUCCACUUUACUGUCUCAUUCAUGUUUGCCACCAGAGAGAGGAAUGCCCUGCUGCUGUACAAUGGGAGAUUUAACGAGAAGCACGACUUUAUCGCCUUGGAGAUUAUCGAGGAACAGAUCCAACUCACCUUCUCUGCAGGAGAGUCGAAGACCGUGGUCCAUCCCUUUGUUCCCGGUGGGGUCAGUGACGGCCAGUGGCACUCUGUCCAGCUGCACUACUACAACAAGGACAGCCUGCACCUGCUGGGGUCCAGUGGGGUGCUGGGGGUCCCUCUUUAUACUGCCUGGCUGGAGCUGACACACAAGGAGCCCAACAUUGGUCGACUGGGGAUCCCCCAUGGACCCUCAGGUGAAAAGGUGGCUGUGGUUGCUGUGGACGACUGUGACAUUGCCAUGGCAGUUCGUUUUGGCAACCAGAUCGGCAAUUACUCCUGUGCUGCCCAGGGAACCCAAACAGGACAGAAAAAAUCAUUAGACCUGACAGGACCGCUGCUGCUGGGUGGUGUUCCCAACCUGCCCGAGGACUUCCCUGUGAGGAACAGAGACUUUGUGGGCUGCAUGAGGAACCUGAGCAUCGACAGCAAACCCACCGACAUGGCCAGCUUCAUCGCUAACAACGGAACCACUGCAGGUUGUCCUGCCAAGAUCAAUUUCUGUACUAAGGAUUUGUGUCAGAACGGAGGAGUGUGUGUCAACAAGUGGAACACCUACAGCUGUGACUGUCCUCUGGGCUACGGGGGCAAGAACUGCGAACAAGUGAUGCCGUCCCCGCAGCACUUUGACAGCCAGGCCCUGGUGUCGUGGAGUGACCUCGACGUCACCAUCGCUGUGCCCUGGUACAUGGGCCUGAUGUUCCGGACGAGGCAAGGCACUGGCACACUGAUGCGGGCUAACGCUGGAGACUCUACUAUCAAUUUACUGAUAAGUGAUCAGUACGUGAGGUUUGAGGUGUUUCUGGGAUCUGAGCGGGUAGCGGUGCUGGGCUUCCCUCAAGUCCGGGUGAACGAUGGGGAGUGGCACCAUGUCCUUGUGGAGCUGAAGAGCGUCAAAGACGGCAAGGACAUCAAAUACAUGGCCCUGGUGUCACUGGACUACGGGCUGUACGAGAGGUCUGUGGAGAUAGGCAACGAGCUGCCAGGUCUGAGGCUGAGGGCUCUGUAUCUGGGAGGAUUACCAGGAGAGGGGAACCACGUCCACGAUGGCUUCACCGGAUGCAUACAGGGUGCGCGCAUGGGCGAGACAUCCACCAACGUGGUCAACGUGAACAUGCUGCAGGGCUUUAAGAUUCGUGUAGAGAACGGCUGUGACCUGGCUGACCCCUGUGACUCUAACAUCUGCCCUGAGAACAGCCACUGCAGCGACGACUGGAGCACACACACCUGCGUCUGUGACCCAGGGUACUUUGGGAGGGAGUGCGUUGAUGCGUGUCACCUCAACCCCUGCGAGCACGUGUCCACCUGCGUCCGCAAGCCUAGCUCCUCCCAUGGCUACACCUGCGAGUGUGGACAGAACUACUACGGACAGUACUGCGAAAACAAGGUUGAGAAGCCGUGUCCUCGGGGCUGGUGGGGGAACCCCAUGUGUGGCCCUUGCAGCUGUGACAUCAGCAAAGGAUUCAACCCUGACUGUAACAAGACCAGUGGAGAGUGUCGGUGCAAGGAUAACUACUACCGGCCCAAGGAUGAGGACACCUGCUACCCCUGUGAGUGCUUCCCUCUAGGGGCCCACUCCCGUACUUGUGACACACACACCGGACAGUGCCCCUGUAAGGCCGGGGUCAUUGGGCAACAGUGUAACCGCUGUGACAACCCCUUCGCCGAGGUCACCGCCACCGGUUGCGAAGUGGUGUACGAGGGCUGUCCCAAGGCCUUCGAUCAAGGGAUCUGGUGGCCUAAGACCAAGUUUGGCCGUCCUGCAGCCAUGAACUGUCCCAAAGGAUCUAUCGGAACUGCUAUCCGCCAUUGCAAUGAUGAAAAGGGCUGGCUGCCUCCUGAACUCUUCAACUGUACCACAGUCUCCUUCUCCCAGCUCAUGAAGAUGAAUGAGGAGAUGCAUCGUAAUGAGUCCCGGAUGGAUGGCGAGCGCUCCAAAGCGAUCGUCCGCCUGCUCCACAACGCCACCAACCACACGGACAGUUACUACGGCAACGAUGUGAAGACAGCGUUUCAGCUGCUGACCAGGGUCCUCCAGUACGAGAGUCAGCAGACAGGCUUCGAUCUCACCGCCACGAGGGACGCAGAGUUCAACGAGAACCUCGUGAGAGCGGGCAGUGCCAUCCUAGACCCUGGCACCAGAGACCACUGGGAGCAGAUCCAGCGCUCUGAGGGGGGAACCGCCCACCUGCUGCGCCACUUUGAGGAUUACACCAACACCCUGGCACGGAACAUGAGGAAGACCUACCUCAUACCAUUCACCAUCGUCACUGACAAUAUGAUCAUUGUCGUUGAUUACCUGGACACGUCUGUCCCUGGGCAGGCCUCAUUCCCUCGCUUCCAUGAGAUCCAGGAGUACUACCCCAAAGACCUCACGUCCUCUGUCCAUUUCCCACAGUUCAACACUAGGCCCCAGGAGUUCCCCAACAAAGUAGUCGAACCCAGCCCCAGCGCCGAGCCCUCUAAGACCGACGCCCCUGAAGAGUAUCACACCCUAUCCAAUAAGAGACGCCGCCAUGUCGAGCCCGCCGCCCCCCUGCCUGUUGCCGUGGUGAUAGUGUUCAGGUCGUUGGGUCAGCUCCUCCCUGAGAGAUACGACCCGGACCGUAGGAGCCUCAGGCUGCCCAACCGUCCAGUGAUCAACACCCCCAUAGUGAGCGCGUUGGUGUACAGUGAGGGUUCGCCCCUCCCCUCUCCCCUUGACCCCCCCAUCACACUGGAGUACACACUACUGGAGACAGAGGAGAGGACCAAACCUGUGUGUGUGUUCUGGAAUCACUCCAUCGCGAUUGGUGGUACGGGAGGCUGGUCGUCUAAGGGAUGUGAGCUGCUGAACAGGAACAACACACACAUCAGCUGUCAGUGUGACCACAUGAGCAGCUUCGCUGUGCUCAUGGACAUCUCCAAGAGAGAGCAUGGUGACGUGUUACCCCUUAAAAUUGUGACCUACACCACGGUGUCAGCCUCCCUGGUAGCCCUGCUCCUCACCUUCAUCCUGCUGGCUCUACUCAGGAAGCUACGCUCUAACCUCCACAGCAUCCACAGGAACCUGGUGGCCGCACUCUUCUUCUCCGAGCUCGUCUUCCUCAUCGGCAUCAACCAGACUGACAACCCGUUUGUGUGUACGGUGAUCGCCAUCCUGCUCCACUACUUCUACAUGUGUACGUUUGCCUGGAUGUUUGUGGAGGGCCUCCACAUCUACCGCAUGCUGACGGAGGUCCGGAACAUCAACCAUGGUCACAUGAGGUUCUACUACGCCAUGGGCUGGGGCAUACCUGCAAUCAUCACAGGUCUGGCAGUGGGUCUUGACCCUCAGGGCUAUGGGAACCCAGACUUCUGCUGGCUCUCUGUCCACGACACCCUCAUCUGGAGCUUCGCAGGACCCAUCUCUGUAGUCGUCCUGGUCAACAUUGUCAUCUUUGUACUGGCAGCUAAGGCAUCCUGUGGACGCAGGCAGAGGUCCUUCGAGAAGUCUGGAGCCAUUCCUGCUCUGAGGACAGCCUUCCUCCUCCUAUUGCUCAUCAGCGCCACCUGGCUGUUGGGCCUCAUGGCAGUCAACAGUGAUGUCAUGACCUUCCACUACCUGUUCGCCAUCUUCAGUUGUCUGCAGGGCAUCUUCAUCUUCUUCUUCCAUGUGAUCUUUAAUAAAGAAGUGAGGAAGAAUCUGAAGAAUGUCUUUACCGGGAAGAAGGCUUUACCGGAUGAGUCCAGCACUACCAGAGCAUCUCUACUGACUCGGUCUCUGAACUGUAACAACACGUACACUGAGGACGGUCCUCUGUACAGGUCAGCCAUUGGGGAGUCCACUGUUUCUCUGGAGAGUGCCGUCAGGUCAGCCAAAAGCCACAGCAGCUACCUCGCUUACACACUCAGGGGCGACUCUGGUCAGAAGCCCAGUGUGUCGUCGGCCACAGCGAAAGCAGGACACACUGACCUGGACGGAUCUCUGUUCCACAGGAACGGCACGAAAGGAGGAGACGACUCGGACUCGGAUAGUGAGUUGUCUGUAGAUGAGCACAGCUCGUCCUAUGCCUCGUCUCACUCUUCUGACAGCGAAGAUGAUGACAUGGACAUCAAGCCCAAGUGGAACAACGAGAGACAGCCUCUACACAGCACACCUAAAGGGACCAGCAUUGCAACCAAAGUGGAAGCAGUGUCCAAUCACGUGAAGCCUUACUGGCCCAAGGAGGCGACAACAGCCAGUGACAGCGAGGAUCCUGGGGGUGCAGAACGGCUGAGGGUGGAGACCAAGGUGAACGUGGAGCUGCACCAGGAGAACAAACUCAACCAUGUAGGAGAGAGAGGGGAAACACCGCAGGACAGGGAGACCCCCACUAGGGAGAAUGGACCUCCCAGUCUACCCUCCAAUGGACCCUCCAAUGGACCUCCAAGCCUACCCAACAGCACCCAUCAACCGGAGCCGAAGAAGGGCAUCCUGAAGAACAAGAUCACGUACCCUCCUCCCUUGACCGACAAGAACAUGAAGAACCGACUGAGAGAGAAGCUGAGUGACUACAACCCUCCCACCAUCUCUUCCUCCAUCCCUCCACCCAUCAUCCCUCCGUCCAAGACCCCCUCCGUGGCCUCCAACGACGGGGUACACCCCGUAUCUGUGGGCAAGAGCAACAGUGUAGUCAUCAAGCCGCCGAUUGCCCCACGGCCACAAUUACCACAGAACGGGGGCGUGGCUAUGAGCAUGAAGGCGAUAACGACCAACGGAGGCAACGAAUCAGACUCAGACGGCAGUAAUGAAACUUCAAUCUGACCCUGCAGGAAAACCAGAGUCUCUCUGCCCUUAUGAGAGGAGAAAAGAUGAUCUCUCACUGAAGUGGAGGAGGGGAGGAGGAGGAGAAUAAAGGAACAAGAGGAGAAAGGACAAUGAAAGGAAAAGAGAGGAGAAAACAUGAGAGCAAUGGCGAAACAAGAGGCGGGAAAGGGAAAGGUAUAAUUAAAAAGAGAGAAGGUAUCACACCCAUGUGCAACGGAGAGGUGACCUCUCGUCCUUCACCUCUCACCCUCUUAAUCUCGUAAGGAGAGCAGUAUUACUGCAGAGCCACGCCUGACGGACUAAAGUAAAGGCAAGAAAAGGGAAUGUAUGCGUCAGACUAAACCAAGUAAAGGAUGGGCUCCUACUUACUGGACUAAUGGAACCUCUUGUGCCAAACCACAUUUUUGAAAUCCUUGAAGACUCCACCCCCCAGAAUGAGUGACUCACAUUGGUCGAUCAGAGACUCUUAAGAGCCUCAGGACUGAUACAGAUAUGGAUGUAUGACCACUGCGUGCCGGUACAGUCAGAGGUAAUCCAGAGAAAGACUUCUAAGACUACAAAUCCUAUGGGAGAAACUCAGGAGAAACUCAAGAGACUUACCAAGUGCCCUGUUCCUCCAAGCGAAUCAUAGAAAGAGGAGCAUAGCCUUUCACCCAAUGCUUUUAGAGUGUAAUUAAUAUGUAGAUAUUUCAACAACAAAAAAUUAUAUAUUUUGUAUUUGAACUGUGUCAUCAUGGAUGAGACAAAACGACAUAUUUGUAAAUUGAAAAGAAAAUGCUUUUGUAAACACAACAAUUGUAGAAACCCUUUCUCAUUGUGGAGAAAUCACACUCUGUUAUAGGACAGGUUCUUCUGUGGCUCAGACUAGCAAACCUGUGCCUUAUCAUUGUGCAAACCAUGCCCAUCAUGGAGUCUCUAAUGUCAAGCUAACCACUACACAAGUAAUGCCUAUCAUGUGAUCGGCACUGUACAAAAUGUCUUCUUUUUUUUGUAUGAUCAAAGACACUGGAAUCGUUUUGUAACACAUGUAUAUUUAUUUUUAUGGUUUCAAGACACUGGAAAAAUUGAUUGUAACUGUAAAAUUAAAGAUGACACGUUGAAUUUUU